GAGAAGAAGAGAAGGGAGGAGAUGAUGACGUCUGCCAACCAAACUAACCUCCCUCAAUUUUAUUUAUUAUUAAAAUUAAAAUAAAAUAGUAUCCAAGACUUUAUUAACUGCAUUUAUAACUCUAGAUUUAUUAAUAUAACAAAUUAAAAUGGAUGAAGAUGUUUUGGCACUACAAAGACUGGAGCAUUUAAUGACUGAAUUUUUUUCACCUGAAACAAAUAAUGAACGUAAGAGAACGAUUGAACAGAGCCUUCAUGAAUUCGUUGCUCAGGUCAAUUCCUGGAGGCCUUGCCUUCAUUUUUUAUCAUCGACAAAUAAUCAUUUUGUCAGUAUGUUCGCCUUGUCCACAUUGGAGACAACUAUUGGAAGACGAUGGGCAAUUUUGCCUUGGGAGGACAGAGCAUUAAUUAGAUCGACUUUAUAUACACUUUCUCUCGAACGCGGUGUUGCUCCUUUCAUUAGAAAUAAAGUUGUUAAACUUGUCGUCGAUAUUGCGAGACACGAUUGGCCACAUUUUUAUCCCGAUUUCUUUGCGAAUAUUUUACAGUUAUUGGGCCACAAGCACACGAGACUACUUGGUUUAGUUUAUUUACGAACAGUAUCUGAGGAAUUAGCAACUCCACGUGAAGAUUUGCCAGUUCAUCGAAAAGCGGAAUUAUUGAGAAUUCUCGGAGCACAAGUGUCAACGACCCUCGAUGCACUCACAGGUUUACUACGCGAAAUGAAUAAAUUAUACAAUCGUUCUGGAACAAUAACACCGCCACCAUCGCCAACGGGAGGAAAUAAUAUUCCUCCAUUACGUGCCGUUUUAGAUGUCGAAGGAUUGUCGUCAAUGGGCAACAAUGAACUUUGUAUAGCAACUCUCGAUGUCUUGGCUCAUUUAUUUAGUUGGAUAAUCCUUGCCGAGCACAUUACACCAAAUUUAUUGGAUGCCAUAUUCGCAUGUGCCAAAUAUCACGAUUCAAUGAAUGUUAAGCAGAUAGAAACGGCUGUUCAAGCAAUGACAACGAUAAAUGAAUUAUUGUACAGGCCUUGUUCGCCGAGUAGUGUAACAGACAGACUGCUUCUACAAAUUUUUCACAAAGCAAUCGAAAUAUUUCAAUCCAUGGAGCGAUUGGAUACAAUCGACGAAAGCUACAUGGAAAAAACGACAGAAUUUUUACAACUAUUCGUAACAAAUCAUUUGAAACGCGUUGAAUCGUGUCCAAAAUUUCCAGUUAAUACAUUAUUGGAAAUUUUAUAUCAUCACACAUUUCAACAGUGUUCAACAAUUAAUGGAUAUUUACGUUGUUUGGAAGUGUGGAUUGUACUUUUAGAGAGUAGUCAAUCGCAAUAUGCGACAAUUGCUCAUGCACUCGCUGAACGUGUAUUACAAAAGAUCAGUUUUAAAAUCGAAGCUCGUACACUCAAGUUUCUCGAUACGGAAAAUCUUGAUGAAAAUGACGAAACAGAAUGGCAGCAUUUUUUAAGAUGUAACAUUGAAUGUUUGGCAAAAAUUGCCGACAUAUCGCCCGUUCCAAUUUUUACACUAUUGUAUCGCUCGUGGAGAGAAGCAUUGAGUGUAUUUGGAGAAUUGGGAAAUGCAGUAUCUAAUGGACAAGUACUUUUACUUAACGAAAAUGAAGCAUCGAGUGUUGAUGCACAUUUACGUGAUUUGGCGUCCACAACGCAAGCAUUAGCUCGACUUUAUACAAUUUUUAGUAGCGAUCAACAAACGAAUUCGGAUCAUGUUUUAAUCGAAGAAUUAAUUGUACAAACUUUAGAAGCUUGUGCAUUCGCCAGAGACAAUCAAUUGUUCCGAGCUGCUCUUCAACCCGCCGAAAUUGUACUCGAUCUUAUUGAAGUGCACUCGCAAUUAUUGGCGUCGCUACAAGCAUGGUGCCAUUGGAUUUGUGGUCGACAAUCGGAAAAAAUUAGAGAAACAUUGAGCGAACGUUGUAUACAAUCGUGCCUUUGGGCAUUGACUUAUACAUCGCCUUGCGAUGCCCCGCCAGCGAAUUUAAUUCAUUCAGCUGCGCAUUUAUUGCAAAGUAUCACUGCAAUUCUUAAACCAAAUUUAUGGGAUCAAUCGUUAUUCACCGAUUUACUUUGCACACAAGUCUAUCAUCAUCCACACUUAAAAACCGAUACUGUUAAAGUAUUACGAAGGGCAUUGACAAACGGAAUUAUCCUUCCGCCCGGCGACAAUGCAAUGCGACAAAGAUUAAUGAAUGUUCUAGUGGCGACUUUAUCGGAACCUUUAGGAGUCGAAGGACAAUCAAUGCCACCGGAUCCGAUAGUGGUGUCUUUGUCGGCUAUUAAUUUAAAACAACUUCUCGACGAUUGUUCAUCGUCGUCGACAAUUGUUAAGAAAUUAGUUCACUCCAGUUUAGAGCAAUCUGUGAAGAGAAUAUUGGAAUUAUUGCCGCAUUUUAUUCGUAAUCAGGGAACAAGUGAGACGUUACUCAGUUUCUUGCACACGGCAUUUUUAGUUCUUCAACAACAACUUGGCGCUGAAUUUACACAGAAUGCGGUACAAGAAAUGUUACACGUUUAUACAAGGGAAAAUAUUUCUUCGGGAGCGGCUCUUGAUCAGUUUUUGGAAAUUUUAAUCUUGGUCGUUUCGGCUCCAAGCAAUGCAUUUAAAGCGUUUGUUCCUUCUGUAAUUAGUUUGUGUCUUGGACACGUUUGGCCGGCAGUGAGUAAUGAUCUUUGUUCACAUCCCGAUACAACUCUCGUAUUAUUGCGAUUAUUUCACAGUAUUUUGAUUCAUCGUUGGCAAUAUUUUUAUAAUUCAUCGAUACUUCGUACGUUUGGUCAUCAGGAGGAGGAGGGUGGUGGUGGUGGUGGUGGUGGUGAGGAGAUCAUUGAACACAAGGAGGAACUUGUCGCAAUUCUAGAAGCAUUCGGUCAAGCUUUACUUCAAUCCGAUGUAAAUAUUUUUCGUCAGAGUCUUCAAUGUCUCGAACAAUUAAAUGCACGCUGGCGACUUUAUCAACGUUCAGUGUUUAAAAAUCAUCUUCUUGAAAGAUUUCUCAUGGCUCUCUUCACCGUACUUUUUCAUCGAUCUCAUAAUUUAUUAGCAGACGAAAUAGCAAACGCGAUUCAUAGUCUUGCGACUGUUGAUAUUGCUUGGUUUUUUGGUAAUUUUAUACCAACAUUUUUAACAAGCUGCGAAGGUUUGGAUAAUGUACAAAGAUCUACAUUAAUGGAAAAUUUCGAUAAAUCAACUGAUCAACCAACAUUGACGCGAUCAGUUCUUCGACUGGUUUCUGAUUUGAGAUGUUACCAGUUGUUGUGCAGGCCCGGAUGAAAAAAAUUGUCAACAAUUGCAAUCAAGAGUAUUUUAAAUAGACUCUAUUAUGUUUAAAACAAUAUCAUCUCUUUAGGAAUUUUGUCUCAUCGAUCAAUCGAUUUUUUUUCCUUUUGGACAUUAUUUUUAACAUUAAUAAAAUAACAUUGAAGACAGUGUGUGCGUUGAAUUAUCAAAUAAAUUAAAUUCUCGAAAUUUAUAAAUAUUCAAUUGAUUAUUUGAGAAUGUGUGAAAAAAAUUAAUUAACAUUCAUCAAAUAAUAAUCACACACAACUUGAAAUAUUUCAGAAAAAUUGAAAAAUUUCGUGAAUUUAAUUUUUUUGUAAUGUGAUAUUAACCAGUGAGAAUUUAAUGUGAUCGAGAGGAUAAUUAUCUUGAAGGUUGGAAAGAAGAAGAAGAAGAAAAUCCUUAAGAAAUUUUCUAAAAGAAAAGAAGUAAAAUGUGUGCUUUUGUGAUGGAAGAAUUAGCGCACACGGAAUUCUUCCUUUUUUUUUAUUUCGUGUGACAAAACGGUGAUGACCAACUCUGCUGUUGAGUAAAUAUGUUCUUUUAUAUUUGCAAAUUAAUGAAUUUUUGCAACAAUUUUUAUGUGAGAAUCACUGCCGCGAUUUUAUUAAAAUUAUAGUUAAGUAUUAACUGUUUUAAAUAAAAGAUGUUUUAUACAAA
Messenger RNA from Leptopilina heterotoma, 3958 nucleotides. RefSeq names its product exportin-6 (gene ebo). Bases 149 to 3292 code for a protein of 1047 amino acids. The transcript is spliced from 16 exons. Gene Ontology annotation, molecular function: nuclear export signal receptor activity; small GTPase binding. Gene Ontology annotation, biological process: protein export from nucleus. The record is from RefSeq and is a predicted model, not a curated record. NCBI's taxonomy places the organism in Eukaryota, Metazoa, Arthropoda, Insecta, Hymenoptera, Figitidae.